Messenger RNA from Wyeomyia smithii (pitcher-plant mosquito), 2098 nucleotides. RefSeq names its product ras-related protein Rab-8A (gene Rab8). Gene Ontology annotation, cellular component: plasma membrane; synaptic vesicle; trans-Golgi network transport vesicle. Gene Ontology annotation, biological process: protein secretion; regulation of exocytosis; Golgi vesicle fusion to target membrane. Lineage: Eukaryota; Metazoa; Arthropoda; Insecta; Diptera; Culicidae. The coding region runs from base 453 to 1079 and encodes 208 amino acids. The transcript has 5 exons. Gene Ontology annotation, molecular function: GTPase activity; GTP binding. The record is from RefSeq and is a predicted model, not a curated record.
UCACCCAUCGGACAGAAGGAGAAAACUACAAAAGAAACGAAAAAUUUACGUCGUCGUCGUCGUCGUCUUGACCCCAGAGUGUGUGUGAUCGGAAUAGUUUUAGUUAUAAAUUUUAUCAUUGCAAGAUUUGCGCUGUAUAUUUUUGCUAUAUUUCCGUUUUCCAAGAUAGCUCUGAUUUGGAGACAGCUACUAAUUUGUUAGAUUAAAGUCGCGGUAUUUCAGAGGUGAAACGGAUAACAAAGAAGUUGUGCAAAAGGGCGAUCCUAAAGAGAAUAGAAAAAAAAACUUUCGAGAGUUCAAGUUGUGUCGUCUAGCCACCAGCAAGUGCUCAGUGUGCCACAGGAGCAAGUGAGAGCAACGAUCCAGUCGAUUCACUGUCAAUCUAAGCCAGUGAAAAAGUAGCUUGAGAUACCGUGAACAGCGUUUACCGAGGACCUGCCGCGAGCAAAAUUAUGGCGAAGACGUACGAUUACCUGUUUAAGCUCUUGCUGAUUGGCGAUUCCGGUGUCGGUAAAACGUGCAUUCUGUUUCGUUUUUCAGAGGAUGCAUUCAAUACGACCUUCAUCAGCACCAUCGGAAUUGAUUUCAAAAUUAGAACUAUAGAGUUGGAUGGCAAAAAAAUUAAGCUGCAAAUUUGGGAUACUGCCGGUCAGGAACGAUUCCGCACAAUCACGACAGCGUACUAUCGCGGGGCAAUGGGUAUCAUGCUAGUAUACGAUAUCACACAGGAAAAGUCGUUCGAAAACAUCAAGAACUGGAUCAGAAACAUUGAGGAGAACGCAUCCGCUGACGUCGAGAAGAUGCUGCUGGGGAACAAAUGCGAGCUAAACGAGAAGCGACAGGUGACUAAAGACCGAGGUGAGCAACUGGCUGUAGAAUAUGGUAUCAAAUUUAUGGAAACCUCCGCGAAGGCUAGUAUUAACGUGGACGAAGCAUUUUUUACACUUGCCCGAGAUAUCAAGUGCAAAAUGGAGAAACGAAUGGAAGCGAACAAUCCACCUAAGGGAGGUCAUCAGCUGAAAGCAUCUGAGCAACCCCGGAAGGCACCGAGUUGGUUAUCCAAGUGCAAUCUGUUUUGACCUUGUAGUAGACCUAUUACCUAUUGUAACUUUUUUAUAUAACAUACUAAAUAAUUAUACAAUAACGACGACUAUGGUAACAUACUUGUGUAGAACGGUAAAAAAAAAGUGCGUUGAGAAGUGGAAGCAAAUUUUGCAUAAAGAUGUGACCACCAAACACGGAAGAGGCAAUUCACAAAAUGAAAUGCAUGGCACAGAAAAUUAAGCUAAAUUACUCAAUCAUAUUUGUUUUUGUUUCGUUUCCGUAAAAAAGGUAGGUUCAGUUCUUAUGUGAAAAGGGAUAGGAACCCCAUCCUGCUCCCACAAUACAGCAGUGCGGUAAAAACGCGAUGUAAGGUUUUUAAUUUAUUUACACUAUAAAACUAAACAUAGAUAUGACGUGAGAGAACGUAAUGAGUGAUAGCACGAAUAGUUGUGGAACGAAAAACCCACUGAGGUCUAAAAUCAUACAAAAAAAAAAAACAAUAGGAGGUACUGGAUACAGGAGGUACUGCAUACUGGAAUGUUUUCUACUAUUAACAAGGUGAAGUGUAAAUUAGGCAUUCCAUUUCCACGCCACGGGAUAUGCGAUAGACUGGUUUGAUUAACAGUCUUUAAAGCUUCUUGUCAUAUUAUUCGUCAUGUGCAACACAUCGGUUUCAGAAACACUUUCGAGGUGCUAGUAAUCGAGAGUUUCGCUUUAAAAGGUAACUAGCGUUGUACUCAAACAUUUUUUGCUCAUUUGUCUAAGCGUAAUAAGAUGCUUUGAAGAGCUUCUCUCUCCACUAUUUGACGGUGCGCGUCUGUCAGGUAAAAAGGUACAUCUCAGUUUUUAAACACGUUUUGUCAACUUUUCUAAAUAGCAGAACAUGUUUCGUUUAUUCAUAGUUUGACGUAUCCUUUAUCGUAACGAUAACAAAUAAAACUGCAGAAAAUAGAAACCACAGUCGAGACAAAUAUACAUUUGAUCUUAUUGUAUAUGAGAUGAAUAAUGGAAUGAGACAGAAAAAAAAUAAACUCGUUAGCGGCAAACUAUCCAA